UGUUUUAAAUGGUGGCCUGCACAUAGCUGGUGUUCUGCAGCGGAGACCCUCCACGCCCCAGGCUGGGCGGGCGUCACCCUCCUUCCUCCGCUGCCCGCGGCGCUGUGCCCAGCUCUGCAGCUCUCGCCAUCUCUCUGUCCCUCUCGCUCCUCAGUGGGCUGUGACCAGGGCCCCCAGGACCCCGUGUACCUGCCGGCAGCCCUGGAGCUCCUGGACGCCCCCGAGCACUUCCGCGUGCAGCAGGUGGGCCGCUACCCGCCUGCCAACUCCUCUCUGGGCUCCCGGUCCGAGACCUUCCUGCUCCUGCAGCCCUGGCCCAGGGCCCAGCCGCUCCUCCGGGCCUCCUACCCGCCCUUUGCCACUCAGCAGGUUGUCCCUCCUCGGGUGGCCGAGCCCCCCCACAGGCCAGUCCCGUGGGACGUGCGGGCCGUGUCGGUGGAAGUGGCAGUGACGCCAGCGCCCGGCGCCCCCCAGUACCAGGAGGUGCCCUUGGAUGAGGCAGUGACUCUGCGGGUGCCCGACGUGCCCGUGCGGCCUGGCCAGCUCUUCAGUGCCACCCUCCUGCUUCGCCACAACUUCACGGCCAGUGUCCUGACCCUGCGCAUCAAGGUGAAGAAGGGACUGCAUGUGAUGGCCGCCCGCCCAGCCCAGCCCACCCUCUGGACUUCCAAGCUGGACCGCUUCAAGGGCUCCAAGCACCACACCACCCUCAUCACCUGCCACCGCGCUGGGCCCACAGGACCCGACGCCAGCAGCCCCCGCGAGCUGUCCGAGUUCCUGUGGGUGGACUUUCUGGUGGACAAUGGCACUAGCGGGGGCCUGGCAGUCACUCGCCCUGUCACAUGGCAGCUGGAGUACCCAGGCCAGGCUCCUGAAGCAGAGAAGGACAAAAUGGUGUGGGAGAUCCCCGUAUCGGAGCGGGACAUACGAGCCCUCGUCCCACUGGCCAAGGCCGAGGAGCUGGUGAACACAGCACCGCUGACCGGAGUGCCGCGGCGGGUCCCUGUGCGCCUGGUCACCGUGGACAGCGGGGGGGCUCUGGUAGAGGUGACCGAGCACAUUGGCUGUGAGUCGGCCAAUGCCCAGGUCCUGCAGGUAUCCGCGGCCUGUGACGCCGUGUUUGUGACGGGCAAGGAGAGCCGGGGCGCUCGAGGGGUGCGGGUGGACUUCUGGUGGCGCCGGCUGCGGGCCUCCCUGUGGCUGACAGUGUGGGCCCCACGGCUUCCCCUGCGCAUCCAGCUGACGGACACCACCCUGGGUCUGGCGUUGGAGCAGGGAGGGUUGAGGGGGGCAGCCUGUGCAGGUGUUGGGAGCAGACACCUGACCCCUUUGUGGGGCUGUUGGGGUCGCAGAGGGCAAAGGCUGCCUGUGUAUGUGGACCCCACUGCCGGCCCUUGUCACCCUCAGGUGCGGUCCCCCCUGUCUGACUCCAUCCUGGGGGAGCAGGCGCUGGCCGUGACAGACGACAAGGUCUCGGUGCUGGAGCUGUGGGUGCAGCCGGUCAUGGGCCUGUCACUGGCCCUGAGCCGUGGCGCCGCCCACCCCGGGGAGGUCACAGCCACGUGCUGGGCGCAGUCAGGCCUUCCCGCCCCAAAGCAGGAGGUGGCCCUGUCCCUGUGGCUGUCCUUCUCCGACCACACCCUGGCCCCCGCCGAGCUCUACCCCCACCAGGACCUGCGGACAGAAGAGGCCGGGCAGGGGGAGGAGGAGGAGGGGGAGGCAGAGGCGAGGGAGGAGGAGGGGGAAGAGGAGGAGAUGGUCCCCGCCCCUCGGCGGGUCACCAACCUGGAGCUGGGCAUGUACGCCCUGCUGGGCAUCUUCUGCCUGGCCAUCCUCAUCUUCCUGGUCAACGGGGUGGUGUUUGUGCUGCGCUACCAGCGCAAGGAGCCCCCCGACAGCACCCCAGACCCCGCCUCCCCGCAGCCCCACAACUGGGUGUGGCUGGGCACCGACCAGGAGGACCUG
Myotis davidii is the source of this 1965-nucleotide messenger RNA. It is a transcript of the gene TMEM132A, whose product is annotated as transmembrane protein 132A. The annotation marks the transcript as partial. Lineage: Eukaryota; Metazoa; Chordata; Mammalia; Chiroptera; Vespertilionidae. The transcript is spliced from 10 exons. The record is from RefSeq and is a predicted model, not a curated record.